Molecule: messenger RNA, 2735 nt
Organism: Dendroctonus ponderosae (mountain pine beetle)
Lineage: Eukaryota; Metazoa; Arthropoda; Insecta; Coleoptera; Curculionidae
Gene: fand
Product: pre-mRNA-splicing factor syf1 homolog
Exons: 8
Coding region: 112-2649 (845 amino acids)
Biological process (GO): mRNA splicing, via spliceosome; generation of catalytic spliceosome for first transesterification step
Cellular component (GO): Prp19 complex; post-mRNA release spliceosomal complex; U2-type catalytic step 2 spliceosome
Molecular function (GO): protein binding
Source: RefSeq, a predicted model, not a curated record
AGUGGGUGUGUGCGGACUUAACCCAUUUUCACUCCUAGCGCUUGAAAGAAAACGUCAACUGGUAAACAAUUUGGGUUUUCCUGGUUUUCCGAAAAGAGAACUCUCUGAGUGAUGGCUUUAAGCACUGCAAACAGUCAGCCGGCGGAAAUUAUAUUUUCCGAAGAGGACCUGCCCUACGAAGAAGAAAUACUUAGAAAUCCUUACUCAGUUAAGCACUGGUUGCGGUACAUAGACCACAAAAAGAAAGCCCCCAACUAUGGAGUGAACUUAAUCUAUGAACGAGCCCUGAAGGAGCUUCCUGGCUCCUACAAGCUCUGGUACAACUAUUUAAGAAUCAGACGACAGCAAGUUAAAAACAGAUGUAUCACUGAUCCUGGAUACGAGGAAGUGAAUAACGCUUUUGAAAGAUCGCUGGUGUUCAUGCACAAAAUGCCCCGAAUCUGGAUGGACUACUGUACGUUUCUAACCGACCAGAAUAAAAUCACUCGAACAAGGAAGGUCUUCGAUAGAGCCUUAAGAGCUUUGCCAGUCACCCAGCAUCACCGCAUUUGGCCUCUGUAUUUGCUGUUUGUAAAGAAACAUGACAUCCCGGAGACUGCUGUGAGAGUGUUCAGGAGAUAUUUGAAACUGUUCCCUGAAAACGCUGAGGAAUAUGUAGAGUACGUGACCGGGGCUGGAAGGUUGGAUGAAGCAGCCGUUGUACUGGCUAAGGUAGUAAAUGAUGAAAAUUUUGUAUCGCAGAAUGGCAAAUCGAAGCAUCAAUUGUGGAAUGAGUUGUGUGAACUGAUAUCUAAUAAUCCAGGUAAAGUGGUGUCACUAAAUGUUGAUGCAAUUAUUCGAGGUGGUUUGAGAAGGUAUACAGAUCAACUCGGUCAUCUAUGGAACUCCCUAGCUAAUUAUUACGUGAGAAGUGGCCUGUUUGAUCGAGCAAGGGAUGUUUAUGAGGAAGCAGUACAAACUGUGACCACCGUACGCGAUUUUACCCAAGUUUUUGAUGCUUAUGCCCAGUUCGAGGAGUUGAGUCUGAGUAGAAGAAUGGAAGAAGUGUCUAAGAUAACUGAGCCUUCAGAUAAUGAUAACAUUGAGUUGGAAUUGAGACUAGCCCGAUUUGAGGAUUUAAUGGAAAGACGGUUGUUGCUGUUAAAUUCCGUGCUGUUGAGGCAGAACCCACAUAAUGUCCAGGAGUGGCAUAAAAGAGUCCAAUUGUAUGAAGGAAAACCUCAUGAAAUCAUUAACACUUACACGGAAGCAGUUCAAACAGUGCAGCCGAAACUGGCCGUAGGCAAACUGCAUUCGCUCUGGGUGGAAUUUGCGAAAUUUUACGAGAAAAACGGACAAGUGGACGACGCCAGGAUUAUUUUUGAAAAGGCCACUGAAGUUCCAUAUACCAAAGUCGAGGAUUUGGCUUCUGUUUGGUGCGAAUGGGCGGAAAUGGAAAUAAGGAAUGAAAACUAUGAAGAAGCCCUAAAGCUGAUGUAUCGCGCCACUGUUCUUCCAUCAAGAAAAGUAGCAUAUCAUGACGAAUCUGAAACUGUACAAUCUAGAUUAUACAAAUCCCUGAAAGUGUGGUCAAUGUAUGCGGACCUAGAAGAGAGCUUUGGGACUUUUAAGUCGUGCAAAGCAGUGUACGAUCGAAUUCUUGAUUUGAAAAUUGCCACUCCACAGAUCAUAAUCAACUAUGGAGUGUUCCUAGAAGAGAACAACUAUUUCGAGGAAGCUUUCAGAGCUUAUGAAAAGGGAAUUUCCUUGUUCAAAUGGCCAAAUGUCUACGACAUUUGGAACACAUAUUUAUCCAAAUUCUUGAAAAGAUAUGGCGGGUCCAAGAUUGAGAGGGCAAGAGACUUGUUUGAACAAUGCCUGGAAAACUGCCCGCCCCAAUUUGCCAAGCAUUUGUAUUUGCUCUAUGCCAAGCUUGAGGAGGAGCACGGCAUGGCCAGACAUGCCAUGGCUGUAUAUGAAAGAGCCACGAAAGCAGUGCCAGAAACUGAUAUGUUUGAGGUAUUCAAUAUCUACAUUAAAAGAGCUGCGGAGAUCUACGGCAUUCCGAAAACGAGGCAAAUCUAUGAGAAGGCCAUAGAGUCAUUGCCUGAGAAAGACACCAGACAAAUGUGCUUGAGAUUUGCAGAUAUGGAGACAAAACUAGGAGAAAUCGAUAGAGCAAGAGCAAUUUAUUCGCAUUGCAGUCAAAUAUGCGACCCAAGAGUCACUAUCGAAUUCUGGCAGACUUGGAAGGAAUUUGAGGUCAGGCAUGGAAAUGAAGACACAAUGAGGGAAAUGUUGCGAAUCAAGAGAAGUGUCCAGGCCAUGUACAAUACCCAGGUGAAUAUGAUGUCUGCUCAAAUGUUUACAUCUGCUGGUUCAGUUACGGGAACAACUGCGGAUUUGGCGCCAGGAGAAAAGGAUGGAAUGCGUCUUUUGGAAGCCAAAGCAGCCGAAAUGGCCAAUAGCGCUCCUGGACUUGGACAAAGGCCAGGCAAUAUAAUGUUCGUUAGAGGUGAAACCCAGGGAGAUAAAAAGGAUAAGGUAGUCAAUCCGGACGAGAUUGAUAUAGAUGAGGAUGAGGACGAGGACGAGCCUGAACCGCGUUUGGAGCAGAAAGAUGUCCCGUCUGAAGUGUUUGGUAGUUUGAAGAAACCCAAACCGAUUUGAUUCCAGCGCAUUUGAAAAAAAUACUUUAGUGGUAAAACAAAUUGCUUUUAUUGCUGUAAAUAUAAGAUACAACCAACCCCACGUAA